This is a messenger RNA of Sitodiplosis mosellana (orange wheat blossom midge), 624 nucleotides long. RefSeq names its product keratin, type II cytoskeletal 2 epidermal-like. The record is from RefSeq and is a predicted model, not a curated record. The coding region runs from base 44 to 499 and encodes 151 amino acids. The transcript is spliced from 4 exons. Lineage: Eukaryota; Metazoa; Arthropoda; Insecta; Diptera; Cecidomyiidae.
UGCGUAGUUGAAGUGUUCAGUGUUCACAGAUUAUUUUCACAAUAUGAAGGUGUUCAUUUGUUUAGUAGUGUUUUUUGCUGUUGCCAAUGCUGGAUCCCUUUUCGGAGGUAGCAGUGGUGGUGGUGGCUGGUCAAGCGGCGGUGGCAGUGGCGGCUGGCCAAGUAGCGGUGGCUGGUCAAGUGGCGGCAGCUCAAGGCCAAGCCAAAUUAUAAAAGUAAUUCACGUUAAGGGAGGUUCAUCGGGUGGACAUGGAGGAUGGUCGAACGGAGGUAGCAAAGGAUGGUCACAAGGCGGUGGCGGCUGGUCAAGUGGUGGUAAAGGAUGGUCACAAGGCGGUGGUGGUCAUGGAGGAAACGUUCAAACCAUCAAAAUUAUCACUGUUCCAAGCUCAGGUGGAAAUAAAGGAUGGAGUUCAGGUGGCAGUGGAUGGUCACAAGGAGGCGGUGGAGGUUGGUCACAAGGAGGCGGUGGAGGAUGGUCACAAGGUGGCGGUUGGUAAAAUGUCAUUUUCACCACAUCUCAGCCCAAAAUCUUGGAAUCUAGCUCACAACACCAUACACAUAAAUGAAAUUAUUGCACAUACAAUUUGUAAAUAACAAUUGAAAAAUAAAAUGACAAAUAUUA